This is a messenger RNA of Plasmodium gaboni, 9867 nucleotides long. RefSeq lists its product as hypothetical. The coding region runs from base 1 to 9867 and encodes 3288 amino acids. Gene Ontology annotation, molecular function: ATP binding; protein kinase activity. The record is from RefSeq and is a predicted model, not a curated record. Gene Ontology annotation, biological process: protein phosphorylation. The transcript has 4 exons. NCBI's taxonomy places the organism in Eukaryota, Apicomplexa, Aconoidasida, Haemosporida, Plasmodiidae.
AUGAAAAUAUUUUUAUUUUUUAAGAACAUUUUUCUUCUAAACACUAUCAUUUUCAUAUUAAACGAGUAUAUAAAAAGGAAAGACUAUGGUUUCCGUUUUUUUAUAUAUUCUUUAAAAAUAAAAAGUUCAAAAGAAGAAUUUCCAAAAAAUGUUCAUCAAAAGGCAACGAAUAAAAAAGAGGACAAGAGUGCGUAUAAAAAUGAGAUGAGAGAAAUUCCUAAUGGGAAUAAUAAUAAAAGGAAGAAUACAAAAAAUACAGAAAUUCACAAUAAGAAAAUAUUAGUAAAAGGAUUAGAAGAUACUAAUAGUCAUAUAAGUUCUGUUAGUAGUAGUAAUACUAUAAGUAGUGUUAAUAGUAAGUUAAGUGAUAAUAGUAAUGUUAGUAAUAUUCUUCCAACUAUUAAAGUAGAAAAAUUAAAAUAUAUGUAUAACCAAAGAAAUAGUGUUUUAAAAAAUGUAUCUACAGAUAAUAAAAAAGGAAAUAAUAAUAAUAUAAAAACUAAAAAAAGUAUACCUAUUAUUUAUAUACCUUUUAAUGAAAUUAAAAAUUUUCCUUAUAUAAGAGGUAGGUUAAAGUUAGUUUAUGUUAAAUCAUUUUAUGAUGAAUAUCAAAAAGAAUUAUAUGAAGCAAAAUUUCAAUUUUUUAAAAAUAAUAAAAUUUAUAUAUCAACAUUUGCAUUAGUUAAAAAUGCGCUUAGUGAAAAUAUAGAUCAAACAGAAAAAUGGGUAACUGCUGAUAUGAAAAUUUUGCAAAAAAAUUCUUAUAAUAUCUCAAUAACAUGUAAUAAUUCUCAUGAAAAACAUAUAGAAGAUAUAUCUUUUACAAAGCAAGAGAGAGAAGAAUUUGAAUUGAUAAGGAAAAGUUUAAAAAAAAAAGUUAAUAUAACUUAUGAUAAUUUUCUUUAUAAUAUAGACACUUUUUAUAAUGCUAAGAGGAAAUAUUUAGAAUAUAUUAAUUUCUUUUUUACGAAUUCUCAUAUUAAAAAUAAUACGGAUAUUAAAAAUAAUACGGAUAUUAAAAAUAAUAAGGAUAUUAAAAAUAAUACGGAUAUUAAAAAUAAUACGGAUAUUACAAAUAAUACGGAUAUUAAAAAUAAUACGGAUAUUAAAAAUAAUACGGAUAUUACAAAUAAUACGGAUAUUAAAAAUAAUACGGAUAUUACAAAUAAUACGGAUAUUAAAAAAAACAGUUCAUCAAAUAUUACUAUACAAAAAGAUAAUAUACUACUAAAAAGUUUGGCAUCGUUUAACAAAACGAAAUAUAUAUCAUUUAGAAGGAUGCAAACAAAUAAUAGAAUUGUGUGUAUGGCACUAAUUGACUCCAAAAGAUUGGAAAAUCGUUUUGUUCUGUACAACAUGUUAAGGGAUCAUAUAAUCGAGAAUGAAGAAUUUAAAGACGUUAUCAUAUUUGAAACGGAUGAUCAUAAUAUUUAUAAUUAUGAUUCGAAAUUAUCUAAGGAUAUUCGAAUUUUAAGUAAUAAAUUUGAGUUUGAAAUUUUAAUGGAUGAACAUUCUUAUAUAAAUAAACCUUAUGACUAUUUCUAUUUAAAUAAAUAUACUUCUGUACAUUUUGAAUUACAAAAUAAGGGUAUUAUAAAUUAUAAUAAUAUAUUUUCUUGGUUAUGUGUACAUUUUAUUAAUAGUCAUCGAUACAAAUAUUACUAUCCUCAUUUUUAUCUUUCUAAACGUUCUGGUAAUAGUGAUAUGGGGAUACGUAAUAUAAGUUUUUACGAGAAAAAAGAUACUUAUAGUUUUAUAGAGAAAAAUAAAAAGAAUAUAAAUAAGAAUGAUCAAGGUACAACAUAUGAUACACUUGAAAAAGAUGAUACAUAUAGGACAGAUAAAAAAAGUAAAGUGAAAGAUAUUAAUACAAUAUAUAACACCAAAUAUGAAUUGUCAAAAAAAAAUCAUUCUGAAAAUAUAAAUCACAAGAACAAUGAGAUAAGUAAUAUAUAUUCCCAUAAAAAAGAGGAAAAACAUAUGUUUAGUAAUUAUAAUAUAAGUUAUAAUAAUAUGAAAUGUAUAAAUAAACACAAUCAAUUUUCAUUUCUAGAAUUAAAAGAAAAGUUGAAAAGUGAUAAUAAAGAAAGGGAAGAUGAAAAAAAGAAAGAUGAAUCAUCUGAAAAAAAUGAAACCCAUCUAGUGAACAAUGAUGAUAAUAAUAUUGGUGAUGAUAAUUUUAAUUCUGAAGUAGACAAUGAUGAUAAUAUAUCAUAUGAUAGUAAUAUUUUUUAUGAUAUGAUUAGUGAAAUAUCUGACAAAAUUGAAAAUUCGAAUUCAUACUUAAAUGAAGAAGAUAUUGAUUGGGAUGAUGAUGUUUUUUUUGAUACUAUGGCAUAUGUAGAUGAUACUAGUAAUACUACUAGUAUCAAUACUGAUAAAAAUGGAAACAAUAAAAAAGAUGAUUCUAACGAAGACAUUAUAAGUAUACAAAAUGUAAAUGAUUCAACUGAAGUAAGUGAACCUAAGAAAAUUGAUGAUACCAAAAAAAGUGAAAGUUCCACUUUAAAUAACAUUAAGGGAUAUAUAUCAAAAUUUAAAGAUUUCUUUCAAAAUAAAUCAGAAAAUAAUAUGACCACUAAGGAUAAAACUAGUGAUGAUAAAACUAGUGAUGAUAAAAGUAGUGAUGAUAAAACUAGUGAUGAUAAAAGUAGUGAUGAUAAAACUAGUGAUGAUAAAAGUAGUGAUGAUAAAAGUAGUGAUAAUAAAAGUAGUGAUGAUAAAAGUAGUGAUGAUAAAAGUAGUGAUGAUAUUAAAUUAAAUGAAGAACAAACUUUGGGGGAUCAAAAUCAUUUAUCUCAUAAUAAUAAAGAUAAUGAGGAAAAUAUAUCCAGUCACGAUGAAUUAGAAAAAGGAAAGUUAGAUGCGAGCAACAUGAGUAAUAGUGAAGAAAAAUUGAAAGAUGAUAUUAAAAAUAAUGAAGAUGAAAAUUUAUCAGCAGAAAACGUACGAUCUGAUGAAAAUAAAAUUGAUGAUAAAACAAAAGAUGGUAAUACAACCUUAAAAACUUCUAUGGGAUACUUUACAAAAUUAAAAAGUUACGUAGAAAAGGAAGCAGAAAAUUAUAUGAACACUAAGGAUAAAAAUAGUGAUGAUAUUAAGUUAAAUAAAGAGCAAACUCCGGGGGAUCAAAAUAACCUAUCUGAUAAUAAUAAAGAUAAGGAGGAAAAUAUAUCCAGUCACCAUGAAUUAGUAAAAGAAAAAUUAGAUACAAGUAACAUGAGUGAUAGUGAAGGAAAAUUAGAUGUGAGUAACAUGAGUCAUAGUGAAGGAACAUUAGAUACUAGUAACAUGAGUGAUAGUGAAGCAAAAUUAGAUACUAGUAACAUGAGUGAUAAUAAAGCAAAAUUAGAUGCGAGUAACAUGAGUGAUAAUGAGGCAAAAUUAGAUGCGAGUAACAUGAGUGAUAGUGAAGGAAAAUUAUAUGUGAGUAACAUGAGUGAUAGUGAAGAGGGAUAUUCAUCAACAGAAAAUGUAUCGUCUGAUAAAAAUAAUAUCGAUGAUACAACAAGAAAGUGUAGUACAACUUUUAAAACUGCUAUGGGAUAUUUAACACAAUUAAAAAAUUACCUACAUCAUGAAGCAAAUUAUUUUAUGUCCCUUUAUGAUAUUAAUUUAAGUGAAGAACAAUCAUCGGGAAAUAAAAAUGAAUUAUCUGAUAAUAAUAAAGAUAAGGAUGAAACUAUAUCCAAUUACGAUACAUUAGAAAAAGGGAAGUUAGAUAAGAGUAAAAUGAGUGAUAGUGAAGAAAAAUUAGAUGUUAGUCAUGUGAAAAAUAGUGAAAAUGGGAAUUUAUCAGCAUUAAAUGUAUCAUCUGAUGAAAAUAAUAUCGAUGAUAAAACAAUAAAGUGUAGUACAACUUUAAAAACUGCUGUGGAACAUUUAACACAAUUAAAAAAUUACCUAAAUGAUGAAUCAAAUUAUUUUAUGUCCCUUUAUGAUAUGAAUUCAAAUGAAGAACAAUCUUCAGGGAAUCAAAAUCGCUUACCUGAUAAUAAUAAAUAUAGAAAAGGAUUUAUAUCUAGUCAUGAUGAAUUAGUAAAAGGAAAAUUAGAUACGAGUAACAUGAGUGAUAGUGAAGAGGAAAAUUUACCAAUAGAAAAUGUAUCAUUUGAAAAAAAAAAAAUUGAUGAUAAAUUAAAAGGUGAUUAUUUUUUAUAUGACAAAUUACCCGAUAAUAGUAAUGUCUAUUCUCUGAAAAAAUCAAUUUCUACUGAUAAUUUAGAAAUGUAUAAAAAUUCCUCAUCUGAUGAAUAUAUAUUAGAUGAUGAACAAUCAGAAAAGGAUUCUAUAUCUACCUAUUUUGAAGAUAAUUCAUCUUAUAAUGAUAUUGGUUCAUUUUAUCAAAGAAGACCAGAGGUAUAUUUUACAAACUAUCAAAUGUCUGAUAGUGAUGAUGAAUCAUUACCUACACCCCAAGUUAGUGAUCUAUUAGCUUUAAAAGAAAAACAGAAACAUGAAGAAAUAUCACCUUCUGAUGAAAAGUUACCAUCUGAUGCAAGUUCCACACUUAGUAACAUAUCAGACGUACAUUCAGAACACCUAAUUAGUCAAAAUGAUAAACUUUCCCAAGAUCCAACGAUUCAAAGUAGUAUUAAUUUGAAUGAUAAGGAAACACAAUCUGUUGGUGAUGACAUAAAGACAUAUGAUAUUCCCCAGAAUAGUAAUAAAUCAAAUUUUGAUAUAGAUGAAGAUUUAAAUAGAUAUACAUCAUUAGGUUUCCUACCGAGAAGAAUGGUUGUAGGUUAUAUGGAACAAGAAUGGGAAGAUAUGUUUAUAUUAAAUUGGUUAUUAGGUGAUGAUAUUUUCUGUGUAAUUAAAUUAGAGUUUUUUGACGAAUCAAUUAAUAAGAAAAUAAAAAUGGAAUAUAUUAAAGUUUUAAAUGGUUUCACUUUAAUUGAUAUGAAAGAAUUGCCUAUAGUACAGAAAGGUAAAAAAGAAUUAACUGUUAAGGCAAACAUUUAUCCAUAUUAUUCAGAUAUAAGAUUUUUUUAUCAUAACGACAACAGUGAUAAUUCUCAUGUUGAUCCUUAUAAUAAUCGAAUAUUUGAAAAUGAAUUAAAAUCUUAUUUAUUAUUAGUACACCAUUUAAUAAAUGCUAGAAAUAGUCCUUGUAGAAACUAUAAGAAUGCAAAAUAUUUUUAUAAUGAAGAUACUUUUAAUAUAUCUCAUAUAAAUUUUAUUAGUAAUAAAUUGUUGUCUAUUACAUACGAAUGUGCUUUAAAAGUUUUGAAUUGGGACAUUCCAUAUGGAAUUGUAAAAAAGAAUGAACAUUAUAUAAGUAAAUUUGUUUUUAAUAAUAUACAAUAUAAGUUAAAUAAAGAUAUAUAUCCUUAUGCAAUACAAAUUAAAAAACUAGAUAUAAAUAAUUCAAUAGAUUUUGCUAUGAAUAAUCGUGAAUUAAUACAAAAUUCUGUUGAUUUAAAAUAUGAUAUAUUUUUAAAAUUAAGCUCUAAAUUAUUUACUUUACAUACAUUAGGUCUUGUACACUCAAAUAUUAAAGCAGACAAUUUUUUAAUUGAUUAUUUAAAUAAUGAAUUAAAUAUAUAUUUAAAAGAUUUUAAUAGUAUAGUUGAAGAAGGAAAAUUAAAUAAUUUUAAAGGAAGUUUGGUGUAUAUGGCUCCUGAAAAAUUAAAAUCUUAUUUUUAUCAUAUCAUAAAUAAAUUGAAAAGCGAUGUUUUUUCAUUAGGUCUAAGUUUAUCAACAGUUUUAAUUAAAAAUGGUUUCUUUUUAAAAAGUGUUGCAAAAAGAAAAAUAUCAUUAUCAUUAGAUAAAUAUGCAUUAAAUAUAAUAAAAAGAAAUCCAAUGGUUUAUCUAUGGAUUAAAUCAUCUAAUCCAUUUAAAAGAAAGAGAUUUGAUAAAUCUAAACAUAGAUCAUAUAAAAAGGUAUCUGUACAUAUUAUGGAGAAAUUAUUAUCUAAUAAAUAUAUAUAUAGAUGGAUUCAUAAUAGAUGCCCUUCUUUUGAUUAUGCUCAAGCUGAAAUGCAUAUGAAACUUUUAGAAAGCCAAAUUCCUCAAACAUUCGUUAUAAAUGUAGAUAAUAUUACAGUUAAUAAAAGAGAGCUUAAUAAAAAGGUAUACAAUCCAAAUAUUCAAAAUAAAAUUACGUAUGAUAAACAUAUCGAGAAUACUAAUGUAAAUCACAAUAUUAACAUGAAUAAGAAGCAUGAAAGGGUGACCUUCAGGGAUACUUGUACUAUAAAUUAUGAUGAUAAAACAAAAAAUCAAAAAAUUUUGAAUGUUCCAUCAAACAAAAAAGACAUACAUUCAAUAGAUAAAGAAAGAAGGGAUUAUAACACUCCAUUAAAUAUGAAUAUUGCCUUAUCCUUUUCUCAAUUAUACAUAAAUUCGGAUCAUAAUGUAGAAAACAAUUCACGUGAUAAAAAAAAGAAUUUAAGUGAUAAAAAAAAAAAUGCAAGUAAUAAAAAAAAAAAUGCAAGUAAUAAAAAAAAGAAUGCAAGGAAUAAAAAAAGGAAUUCAAUUAAUAAAAAAAAGAAUUCAAGUGAUAUAAAAAAGGAUGACAAUAAAAUAAAAAAUGAUGACAAUAAUACAAAAAAUGAUGACAAUAAUAUAAAAAAGGAUGACAAUAAUAUAAAAAAGGAUGACAAUAAUAUAAAAAAGGAUGACGAUAAUAUAAAAAAUGAUGACCACAAUAUAAAAAAGGAUGACAAUAAUAUAAAAAAGGAUGACAAUAAUACAAAAAAGGAUGACAAUAAUAUAAAAAAGGAUGACAAUAAUACAAAAAAGGAUGACAAUAAUACAAAAAAGGAUGACAAUAAUAUAAAAAAUAGUGAUAAUAACAUAAAAAAUGGUGAAAAUAACAUAAAAAAUGGUGACAAUAAUAAUAUAGAAAAAACAGAACCAAUAAUAAUAAAAGGAAUAUUAAAAAAAACUUCCACCCAUAGUAAAAGUGAAAAUAAUUCAAAGGAUGUAGCAAAGCAAAACAAUAUAAAAAAAUUAAACCAGUCUUGUCAAAAUAUAAAAGAUUCAAUUAUUGGAACAAUAAUGAAAAUAUUUUCAAUUGAAUAUGAAAAAUAUAGACCUGAUAUAUUUGAUAUAUAUUCACUUAUUAAAAAAGAUGUAACAUAUAUUAAAGAUAAAGAUGAUAAUGUGAAAAAUCUUUUAAAUAUAUUACAAAAAAUUACGGAACCUGAUAUGAUAUCAAUAUUAAAUGAAAAAACAAAUGGAAGUAAUUAUAAUAUUUAUAAAAUGGUUAUACUAAAAGCUUUAUUAUUUUAUGGUUAUUUUACUCUCUAUGAAAGAUUAUCAUAUGAAUUUAAAAUAUAUGAACUUCAAAUGUUUCCAUUAAAAGAAAAUAGUGAAGAUACGUUUGAAACAGUUAUAAAGAAAUGUAUGAAUAGAUUUAAUUUUAAUGAAUGGAGUAAUUUAUUAAUAAUUCAACAUAUUUAUAAUAAUUAUGCGAGCAGAAAAAAAUAUACUGAUUUGUAUAUAAAUUUUCAUAUUAUAGAUAUUAAACUUAAUGAUAAAGCAGAAGAUAAAAUGGAGAAAAUGUAUAAUAAACAUAUGAUAGAAGUUUUUAAUGAGAUUGAUUAUAAUAUUAAUUUAAAUAAAUCUAAUAAUUUUUUAUUAUAUAUGAUAAAGGAAUCAGAAGAUAUAUCCAAUAAAUUAAAAGAAAAAAAAAAUAUGGAAACAGGAUUGAAUAAAUUUCAAAUUAAUUAUGAUGAUAUUUAUGGUAUUAAUAAUGAAAAUAACAUAUCAUUAAUUCGUAAAACAAUUUUAAAAUUAGACAAUUCUGCAAUUAGAGAUAUGAAUGUAAAUUUGGCUAUCCUAUUAAAUGAUAUGUUUUGGAAGCAUAAAAAUUUAUGUAAAGGAGUUAAUUAUAAUCAUAUGAAAGUAAAAUAUGCAGAUAAUACUAUAAAAGAAUUUAAUAUAAAGAAUCCUAUAAUAGAUUUACAUAAACCUAUAGGAAGUGUAUUAAAAGAUUUAAAAAAAGAAGAAGAUAUAAUGAUUUCAGAAGAUUAUAAACAUAUGAAUAAUACUUUAGAUUAUACAAUACCUACUAAUGUACAUUUAGAUGUUAUUCUUAAGAAUAGUCUACAUUUUGUAUAUACUAGUACUUUAAUAAAAUGUGCAGAAAAAAUUGACAAGAAAGGCACUAUAUAUGAUCCCGAUAUUACAUAUAAUAGAAAAAAAGAAACUAUUAAAAUAAAAAUAGGUAUAACUUCCAAUAGUUAUUUUUAUUUAAAAUUUUAUAUAUCAUAUUUAAGAUAUCAUGAAAUUACCCUAAAAGAUAUAAUAUAUUUUAUAUAUAGGAAUUAUAAAUCUGAACUUAAUAAAAGUGUUCAUUCAAAUAUUGAACCUAUAAGUCUUUCAUUUUUUGAUUGUUUAUUAAUUAAUGAAUAUAAUACAUUCUUUUAUAAUAACUCAACAAAGAAACUUAUUAAAGAAACAUCAUUUAAUAAAAUUAUAUCUCUACUAUAUAAUAUAAAUUUAAAUGAUCCAGAUUAUAUUAUUAAAUCUACAAUUAAUUAUUAUAAUCAUAGAGUAUCAACUGACCCUUUAAUAAGUCUAGUAACUAUAUCUGAUGCUAUUCAUGAAAAAUGGAAUGGAAGAACAAAGCAGAAAGAUUAUAUAUUACAACCAUCUAUUAAUCAUUUUGCCGAUGAAUUUAAUGAACAACCUAUUGAUAUAAGUAAAUUAAAAUUUCAAGAUCGUUCAUUAAAUAUAAAAAAAAAUAUUAAUAUGGUUAUAAUGAGAAGUAAAUAUCAAGGAUAUCAAUAUAGACUAGUUAAAUGCUUAGAUUUUUUACAUAAAAAAGUUAUUAUGUAUCAUUCGGAUCAACAUACAACAAACGUGUUUGAUCAAAUAAUAAUACCAUCCGUUUUUGUACAUUUAAAAAAUGAUGACAUUUUACAAUUUAAUAAAAAAGAAUCUUCAGGAAUUAAAAAAAUAAAAUUUAAUAUUAUAACUGAUAUAAUGAAUUUACAAACAUAUGAAAAUCAAAUUUCUACAUUAACUGACCUUAUGUAUCUAAUAAUAAGAUGGUUAGAAACACAAAUACCAUUUGACGAUAGAAAUGAUUGUACAUUUUUAACUGACCGAGGACAAAUAUUCCAAUAUGAUCUGGUGUUAAAAAUAGGAACAAAAAAAAAUAAAAUAAAUAUUUUAUAUAAAAAUAAUGAAGGAGUAAUCAAAUUUAUAUUUCAAAAUAUUUUAAAAAAUCAUCAAGUAAAUCUAUAUACAUCAGAAUUUUUAAUGUCAGCAAUUAAACAAAACAAUUUGGUAUUAUAUUUUGUGUUAAAGGAUGAAUUAAAGUAUAUAUUUCCUGACAUAAGUGAAGGGAAAUAUUUUAAUUUAAAGGAAUCCAAUAAUAAAAUUAUUAACUGCUUAAAAUGCUUAGACGGUAAAAAUGUUAAACUACUAGAGAAUAACAUUUAUGAUGAUUCAUAUGUUCCUAUAAAAGUAAAAUUCCUGGACGUUACUUUUAUAUACAGAAUAACAAAAGAUAGUUUUAAAAAUAUAAUAUAUAAAUUUAGUAAUUAUGAAGUUUUAAAACAUUAUGGUAAACAAUUAUAUACUCCUUUUAUAUCCCCCAUAAAUGAUAUUGAAAAUAAAUUUAGAUAUUUAUUUUUAAGAGAUUUAAGUUAUUAUAUAAAUAUUCCAAGAAAUGUAAAAAAAGAUAAACAUGAUUUUAUGGUCUCUAUGGAUUCAAAUGUGUAUAAUACAUUAAACGAAAAACAUAAAAUUUAUAUGAAUAAUUAUUCUUCAAUGAUUGAAAAUAUGAUAACUUAUAUGAACGUGACAUAUACUGAACCCGUGUUUAUUUUCCAUGUUGUAAAACGUGCUAUUUUGGGCUCAAAAAUACGGUCAAUACUUAGGGGGAUGAAAUAUAUCAUAACUAGUUAA